Molecule: messenger RNA, 732 nt
Organism: Suillus paluster
Lineage: Eukaryota; Fungi; Basidiomycota; Agaricomycetes; Boletales; Suillaceae
Exons: 3
Coding region: 1-732 (243 amino acids)
Source: RefSeq, a predicted model, not a curated record
AUGCGCAGUACUACCAUUGUUCCACCUUUCUAUGACUCGGAGCCUGGUGCUCCACCACCUCUUCCCCCAAUGCUCACGGACCAGCUAGAGCUGUUUGGCAACGCCAAUCGUCGCCCGACUACACUUAUCGCCAAUGAAAUCCUAGUUCCUCAAGCUAGUAUCAUUUCCACUGCAAGGGCUUCGUCGUCUACACCUGCCCCUGAAUUCAAGCUUGCGAAGCAGAUGCGCAAGCAUUCUGAUCACUCUACCUCUCCAUACACCAAGAAAGUCACUUCCACGCACUCCCAUUCUCGAAUGCCUUCACCCUCAGAUUCCUCAGGCGCUUCGGAUUCUUUCUCAGACAGUGACUCCUCAACUUCGAGCACGAGUUCAUCAGAAGACUCAAAGAUUCCUAAACCUGCCAGUGAACCUGGGCGUCCGGGGCGUGGGGGUUACACACUUCGUGAAGCUUUAGAUUGGAAUCCAAAGGCAUACACAAAAUUCAAGAGGUCUAUGCAUAGUCUCAUCGACAACCACCUUGACACGACAAAAUGCGCUUCUGCCCAAAGUCCUGCGCUAUUGGAAGUCGUGCGUGGCAAGGCACUCGACAACUUCCCAGACCUUGACAAUUAUAACAACUUGUGGCCAGUCAACGAUUUGAUCAUGACACGCCUGAAAUACACGUCUGGACGUGCGAGACGAAAGGUGGGAGAAAUGGCUGUAGGCAAGAGCAAGAGCAAGGCCAGGAAGUGA